Messenger RNA from Siniperca chuatsi (mandarin fish), 4783 nucleotides. It is a transcript of the gene lonp2, whose product is annotated as lon peptidase 2, peroxisomal. The transcript has 17 exons. NCBI's taxonomy places the organism in Eukaryota, Metazoa, Chordata, Actinopteri, Centrarchiformes, Sinipercidae. The record is from RefSeq and is a predicted model, not a curated record. Gene Ontology annotation, cellular component: peroxisomal matrix. Gene Ontology annotation, molecular function: ATP hydrolysis activity; ATP binding; serine-type endopeptidase activity. Gene Ontology annotation, biological process: protein catabolic process; protein targeting to peroxisome; protein quality control for misfolded or incompletely synthesized proteins. The coding region runs from base 121 to 2652 and encodes 843 amino acids.
AAAUCGAAGAAGAAGAAGAAGAAGAAGAAGGAGGAGGAGGAGAAGACGACGACGACGACGUCGUUGUUGUUGUUGUUGUUGUGUUAUAAAAAGUGACCUGGCUUCUGAAAACAUCGGACAAUGACCUCCGGCGGCGGAAUUCAGAUACCGAGCCGACUCCCUCUGCUGCUGACCCAUGAAGGGGUGCUCCUCCCAGGCUCCACCGUCAGGUUUAGCGUGGACUCUCCGCGGAACAUGCACCUGGUCAGCCAACGGCUGUUGAAGGGGACUUCGCUGAAAAGCACAAUCAUAGGAGUGAUUCCCAACACCAGAGACCCAGAGCACGACAGCGACGACCUACCCACGCUGCAUAAAAUUGGUACAGCGGGAAUAGCGGUGCAGGUGGUGGGUAGUAACUGGCCUAAGCCCCACUACACCCUCCUCAUCACCGGAUUGUGCCGCUUUAGAGUGUCAAGUCUGCUUAAGGAGCGACCUUUUGUCCUGGCAGAGGUGGAGCAGCUGGAUAAACUGGAUCAGUACACGACCCCAGCGACAGAGGGUGUCACAGCAGAAGAUGGAGAGCUGGGGGAGCUGUCCCAAAAGUUCUACCAGGCUGCUGUGCAGUUGUUAGGUAUGCUGGACAUGUCUGUUCCAGUGGUGGCUAAGUUCAGGCGUCUGGUGGACAGUCUGCCCAAGGAAACUCUACCUGAUGUGGUAGCCUCUAUGAUCCGCACCUCAAACAAGGAGAAACUACAGGUCCUGGAUGCGGUGAGCUUGGAGGAGCGCUUUAAGAAGGCUCUGCCCAUGUUGACCAAACAGAUAGAGGGACUAAAACUGCUGCAGAAAACCAGGAAAAUAAGUUCUGACAAUGAGAAGAGGGUGUUAUCGGUGCGUAAAGGUGGAGUGUUUCCAGGCCGGCAGUUCAAUCUGGAUGAAGAAGAUGAAGAUGAGGAUGGUGAUGACACUGCAGCCUUGGAGAGGAAGGUCCACAGGGCCAACAUGCCUGAAGCUGCACUCAGAGUUUGCCUCAAAGAGCUCAAGAGAUUGAAGAAGAUGCCUCAGUCCAUGCCUGAGUAUGCCCUGACCAGAAACUACUUAGAUCUGAUGGUAGAGUUACCAUGGAGCAAAAGCACCAAAGACUGCCUGGACAUCCAAGCCGCCCGUACUAUAUUGGACAAUGAUCACUAUGCCAUGGACAAGCUGAAGAGACGCGUGCUGGAGUACCUGGCUGUGAGACAGCUGAAGACUUCACUGAAGGGCCCCAUCCUCUGCUUUGUGGGGCCCCCAGGAGUCGGUAAGACCAGUGUGGGACGCUCCAUAGCCAGGACUCUUGGGAGAGAGUUUCACCGCAUCGCUUUGGGAGGCGUCUGUGACCAGUCUGACAUCCGAGGACACAGACGUACAUAUGUGGGGAGCAUGCCCGGCCGCAUCAUCAACGGUUUGAAGACAGUAGGCGUCAAUAAUCCUGUGUUCCUCCUGGACGAGGUGGACAAACUUGGGAAGAGCCUCCAAGGAGACCCUGCAGCUGCACUGCUAGAGGUCCUGGACCCAGAGCAGAACCACAGCUACACAGACCAUUACCUCAACGUGGCCUUUGACCUCUCCCAAGUGCUCUUUAUUGCCACUGCGAACACCACAGCAACCAUUCCCCCUGCCCUGCUGGACAGGAUGGAGGUGCUGCAGGUACCAGGCUACACUCAGGAGGAGAGGGUAGAGAUAGCUCACCGUCACCUGAUCCCAAAUCAACUAGAGCAGCAUGGAUUAACACCUCAGCAGCUGCAUAUACCACAGGACACCACACAGGAUAUAAUUAGCAGGUACACCCGUGAGGCAGGCGUGCGCUCCCUAGAGAGGAAGAUCGGGGCGAUCUGCCGAGCUGUGGCUGUGAAGGUCGCUGAAGGUCACAGAGUCACCAAGACAGAGGCUUCGAACCCCGAGGGCCCAACACAGCAGAGAGACAAGACAGCGCCUCCAGAGAUGCCCAUAGUGAUCGACCACAUCGCCCUGAAAGACAUCCUGGGACCUCCGCUGUUUGAAAUGGAGGUUUCUGAGCGGCUCACCCUGCCCGGUGUGGCUCUGGGCCUGGCUUGGACCCCCCUCGGUGGGGAGAUCAUGUUUGUGGAGGCCAGUCGAAUGGAGGGAGAAGGUCAGCUCACUCUGACUGGUCAGCUGGGGGACGUUAUGAAAGAAUCCGCUCAUCUGGCCAUCAGCUGGCUCAGAACAAACGCUAAAACCUACCAGCUCACCAACAUGGUGGGGGGUCCUGAUCCGCUAGAAGGGACAGACAUCCACCUCCACUUCCCCGCUGGAGCUGUAACCAAGGAUGGUCCCUCUGCAGGUGUUACCAUAGUAACCUGCCUAGCCUCGCUGUUCAGCGACCGAUUGGUCAGAUCCGACGUUGCCAUGACAGGAGAGAUCACGCUAAGAGGGCUGGUGCUGCCGGUGGGCGGAAUCAAGGACAAGGUCCUGGCGGCCCACAGGGCAGGAGUGAAGCGAGUCAUCCUCCCUAAACGCAACGAGAAGGACCUUGAGGAGCUUCCAGCCAACGUCCGAGCCGACCUCGACUUUGUCACCGCCGGAAACCUGGAUGAGGUGCUGAACGCCGCCUUUGAUGGAGGGUUCCCAGGGACAGCCAGCGCCCGCACACACACUCAGCUGACCAGCAAACUGUAACACACUGUGAAGUGAAGAAAGCGUUCCUUAAUAGUCCUAACAGAGGAGAGAGUGUCAUGUUUCAGCUUGGACAUCUUACAGUCUAAUGAGUUUUUCCCUGAUUGUUGCAGGAAACACCAGUUAGUGUGCACAUCUGUAAUCCUGACCAGUCAUGUUAUUGAUCUUUGAUGCUGUUUUUAAGGUUCUUUGAAAAUGAAAAUCAACAGUAAAGUAUUAUUUUCCUAUUGAAGAGGUAAUUUGAGGUAAUUGAAGCUACAAUUCAGUGUCAAGCCCUGUAGGAGAAUUACAUGGAUAGUACAACUCCAUAAUGUGAAGUUAUACUGGUAUGGCAUCCUUGUUAGCACAUACUGGCACAGUACAGCCAUUCACAGCCAACAUAGACUAGAUCCAGGUCACCUCAUUACUGUCAUGUUGGUGCCUUUUGGGGUUUAGCCUUAGUUUUUCUAGACUGCCUGACUGCUGUAUUUCCAUUGUAUUAAUAACACUGCUAUAGCCAAGCCAAGUGGAUGUGAACUUAUUAAUGCCACGACACAUUGGUGAGCACCUAUUGCACUCAUUGAUUUAGCUUGAUUGCUACAGUUAGUGCUGAAAAGUAAGUUCAAAUCAGUCUGUCAGAUGGUUUGUGUAUGUGAUGAUGGAAGCUGAUGAGAUGUGUUCAGAUGGUCUGGAUACCUGCAGCCUGUUUGAAUGACUGUGUUUAAUCACACAUUGUAAUCCAGUGUAGCCUGAUUUCAGCUAUUCAGCUGGUGGAUGUUUUACCAGUUCUUGUAAAUGCAGAUUUUGAAAUGUAUUAGCUUUGCAAACUUUAUUACAACUAACUAACUUAAGACUACAGUUAGUUUGAUCAUACGGUAUGUAUCAGAUCCCAUACUGAGGCACUGCCUGCAUGAGGUGUGGAAACAAUUUCUCUGUCCAGAUAUUCUUAAUCCAAAAUGCCAUUUUUCUGGCAGAAUGAAUCAUACCCAUUUACUGUCUGGAAUCAUGUGCAUCUGUGGGCCAAGCUUGUAUGAAGAAAGUGGCAAAAUGCAGUAAAAGGUUGUCAGACUAGUCAUAAAUAUAACUGUAUACAUCAAUAAAUAAUAUUGCUAGUUAAAAUGUGUAAAAACUGAUAUGAAGCUUUAUACCUUCCCUUUAACCUCCAGUUUCUUGAAACUUCAUUUCCUUUAACGUUCCCCUUUCUUCUUUAUUUUCUUUAUUUAUUUAUUUUUGCUCUUUGCACAUAUUUAAUCAUUUAUUUAUUCCCUAUUUCCCCCCGUAGCCUUUCCCCAGACUUAUUUCCAAGAGAGAUGCACUUGAAGAUGAAGAUAAUAUGAAAAUAGAAGCAUGGUGUCUGUGAACUUCUGAGUAGCAUUAGCAAGCUAAAGCUUUGUUGUCUCAAGCUUUGUUAGCAUUAGCUUGUCGGCUAAAAUUCUUUAGCAGCUGUUACAGUGAUGCUACAGCAGUAUGCAGUACAGUAUAUGGAUGAUUUAGCAUUACAUUUUACAUUAACAUUAUGACAAAGGUUAGCCUCAGCUAAGUAGCUAGCUGAAAAUGCUGGUGCUCAGUGAGUUUAGCCACUAGUGUUCUCAGUUAAGCUUGCUAGCCAAACAGUCCUCUCAUGAAAGACAGAUGGAAGAGGCAAAUAAUUAAAAAAAACAAAUUUCACUCAGCUGAAUGAAGAUAGAGGAAAAAGAUAAAGCUUUAUAUCUCUUUUGACUGUCCAUUUAAAAUAUUUAACUAACAAUAUUAUUUAUUGAUGUAUUUAGUUAUAGUUUUGAUUCCGAUUUCAGGGCUCCAUAACAUUGCGUUUUUGUUGACUUUAUUUUACAUCAGGGCUUUAUGAUAUCUAUCUUCCAGCACUGUGUUCAUACAGUAGUAUACCCUGCAGAUAAGAAGCAUACCGACUGACAGAGGUCAGUGACAGGCAGAAGUGGAUCAAAUCUGUGUCUUGCUAGUGAUCUGUAACCACAAUGCUGUACCUCUACUGAGGUGUUGACUAUUAUUUAUAUGAAAGAUGGGGGGUGUAGAAAACUGUAGCACUAGUGACUUUUAAAUAGUACAACGCAACUCUAAGUUCAUACUAAACCAAGAUGCACGUGUCCUGUUAAAUAACUAAAAAUUGAGAGUUGAAUUAAAGAUGCUUGAAAUCUUG